AUGCCGCCGCAGUCGUUUAAACAGCACGUAGUCACCAACCUACGACUCGUGUGUCUCUUGCUAAUACCCAUCCUCGCAAUCCUAUACAUCAUCCCCACGUUCAUCACACCCGAGCUCGCCGAUAAUUUCCACACCAACUUCAAAAUCGUGCUCUUGACCAAGGAAUGGUGCCAAGUCAAACCGUGGCAGUGCGCCGUCUUGAACGAGGAUUACGGCGACCCGCUGCAGUUGCUCAAGAUUCGAUUCCACCAUUACGACGUCAUCUACGUGGUGCACAAAAACGUUGCUCUCUGGGACGAUUUCGUUAUCAAUGUGCUCAUGCACAGGAACCCCAUGAUCCUGCUUCUACGCCGAUCGUGGGCCAAUGAGCAAGAUGAGGCCUUUUGGGGCAAGUUUGAAGAGUCGCUCAGAAUCGCAAAUGCAAUGGUCAACGUGAUGGUUUUCCAUAGUAUCUGGGGGAUCGUUUUUUCGAAAAUGUGGAUGUUUUUCGUGUUUGGCAUCGCGGUGACGGUAUUGGAACCGUGGGAGAGGUUGGCUGGACCACUCUGGACAAUCUUACAGGAAGCAAAUACUGUUUUUUAG
Molecule: messenger RNA, 582 nt
Organism: Lodderomyces beijingensis
Lineage: Eukaryota; Fungi; Ascomycota; Pichiomycetes; Serinales; Debaryomycetaceae
Source: the annotation of a GenBank genome assembly